Messenger RNA from Dracunculus medinensis (Guinea worm), 456 nucleotides. The record is from the annotation of a GenBank genome assembly. NCBI's taxonomy places the organism in Eukaryota, Metazoa, Nematoda, Chromadorea, Rhabditida, Dracunculidae.
AUGGAAGGAACAGUUGGUUCUGAACAAUGGCUUAGCAUUGAUACUUCAUCAAUUGAUGAACAUUUACCUACAGUAGAAAUUUAUAAACAACGUUUUAAUGGAAUUUUGUUUGAAGAACUUCCAAUAGUCUAUAUUAAAGUGUCAAGAAAUAAUACAAUAAUUGAGGGUCGAGAUUAUAAGUUCAACUCGAUUAUGUACACGUCUUGUCGAUUAGAGGGAUUCAUAAAUGCACGUAAAAAGACUUCUAUAGCUGGUACUACGACAGGCUAUGGAGCUGGGCAAAAAUUGUUACGACGAGGAGUUCGCACUGUUCGAGUUAGGGUACGGGGUUUGGGACCAGGAAGGAUGACAUCAGUUAAAGGUCUGACAAUGGCUGGUAUCGAAGUUGUAUCUAUUACCGAUUUUACAUGUUUGCCUGAAUUAGGACCACGUCCAAGAAAAGCUCGCCGUCUUUGA